Molecule: messenger RNA, 894 nt
Organism: Effrenium voratum
Lineage: Eukaryota; Dinophyceae; Suessiales; Symbiodiniaceae
Source: the annotation of a GenBank genome assembly
AUGGACUACGCGGAGGGGGGCGACCUGGCCACGGCGAUCCGGGAGUGUCUGGACUCGGAGGCCAUGCUGCCGCAGAGCUGGGUGCAAGAGCUCUCCCUGCAAGUGGUGUCCGCCCUGGACUACAUGCACUCCCGGGGGGUGAUACACUGCGACCUGAAGCCUGGAAACACCAUGCUCCUGACGCCCUUUAUCCUGGGCGAUGCGUUGGCUGGCGCGUCCAAGCCGCAUGCCCUGCUGGUCGACUUUGGGUUGGCAGAGAUUUUUGACGAGACCGCGGCCGUUGGGGGCCCCGCAACGGUCAAGGGAAGCCCAGCCUACCUCUCACCCGAAGGGUUUGACGGGAAGCUGACACAGAAGAGUGAUACCUGGGCCUUGGGCGUCAUGCUCUAUGAGAUGCUCGUGGGCACAAGGCCAUUCAGGGGCACCAACAACAUUUUUGUCCUUUACUGCCAGGUGGCGAAUACUGAGCCGGGCUUCGACCAGAUCCCGGAGGUCCCGCAGUCCCUGGUCCGUGCGCUCAUGGAGAAGAACCCCGCAAGCCGGUGGUCUGCCCGGCAGUGCUUCGCGCACGAGUGGUUCAAGGUGCAGGAGUUCGACACCUCCCUGGUGGUGCCCAACUCCUUGGGCCAGCAGGUGAGCUACUUCCACCGGGCCGUGACCUUUUGCAUGGCAUCUGCCAUGGGCAUGAAGGAUCUCAAGGAGGACUACCGCCUCUUCAAAGCCUUGGAUGCGGACAAGUCGGGGCAGCUGGAUCAAGAAGAGCUCAAGCUUGGCUUGGCCAAGUUGGGCGUCCGACAGGACCCCAGCUGGAUCAUGGCGGCCAUGGAUUUGGAUCAGGAGCCGGACUCGUUGCGCUUGAUUCGAAACGAGUCUUUUCUGUUUUUCUCCGAAUAA